Molecule: messenger RNA, 1287 nt
Organism: Mercurialis annua (annual mercury)
Lineage: Eukaryota; Viridiplantae; Streptophyta; Magnoliopsida; Malpighiales; Euphorbiaceae
Product: F-box protein At5g49610-like
Exons: 1
Coding region: 1-1287 (428 amino acids)
Molecular function (GO): protein binding
Source: RefSeq, a predicted model, not a curated record
AUGGCUUAUUCAAUGAAUGAGCUUCCGAGUGACAUACUGCUACAAAUCCUAUACAGACUUCCUCUGAAUCUGAUCCACAGGUGCAAAUGUGUUUGCAAGUUUUGGUCAUCACUCAUCUCUCAGCCUUGUUUUGCUGUCGAAUAUCUGCUUCGAACGAAACUCACGCCUCCACCAAACCCUACCUUAUAUUUUCGUUUGUAUACCCCGAGAAAUUUCAAAACUUCUCCUCCCAGACACUCUACCUAUGAUGAUCGCCACAAAUCGUGGUCCCAAGACUCUCCGGCCCUUUCCUUCGGCUUUCUUCCGCUCCCCGAACCAGCCAUUCGGCUUCUGUGCACCAGCAACGGCUUAGCAUUGUGCACAACAAGUUACGACUGCGAGUGUAUAUACUAUGUUUGCAAUCCUAUUACGAAGCAAUGGCUCACUCUUCCUCCUCCACCAACGUGCACGAAUUUUGCAUUAGUAGGACUUGUUUGUUACGGUCAUUACUUCAAGGUGGUGAGGCUGGUCAGUCCUUGUACGUACACUAAUGCAGUUACCUUCAUGAUGACCGAAAUACGCACAAGCUUCUUCAACGCCGAGACAUUUGAUUCUCGGACUAACCUAUGGAGGGUGUCGGCAAUGAUAACCAUUCCGCGCUCUAUUUUGUUCUGCAAACCCACUAAUGCAAUUGAAUACAAAGGGAUUUUACACUGGGAAAGCGGCGAAAGAGACUAUACUACCUCUACAAUUAUGGCAUUUGAUCCGAAUCUGGAGAAAUGCCGUUUGAUACAAGUGCUUGAAACCAUGCCUAAUCAUCCAGGUAUGUACGCCACCGGAGUGAGCCGUUCAGGGGAAGACCUAUAUCAUGUGCAUAUGCAGCUAGACGAUAACUUAUCAGUUAAUUGGAGAAUUUGGAGACUGAUUGAAGCAGAAGCAGAAUGGUGCUUGGAACAUACAUUUAGACUCACAGACCUAAAGCUGAUCGUUGGUGACAAUUGCAUUCGUCCAUCAGAUUUGAACAGUAACUUGCUGGCUAUAGACCCUAUUGACCCAAAUGUUCUGUAUUUUCAUACCAGGAAUAAUUAUACAACUCGUGAUCGGGGCAUUAUCUCGCUCAACAUAAAGACCGGAAGAGUGGAAUCGGUGUAUUUUCCUUUUCAUUGGCCAGAUCCGACAGCAUCUUUUUCUGUAUACCAGUAUAUCAUGGCCAUUCCGUUUGUGCCGCCGAGCUGGCCUACAUCCCUUCCAAAGAUUCAUCACCAAGAUAUGAAAGUGUUUAAUAUAGUACCAAUCACAUCCAUUUGA